ACCACAAAAAAAAAUUAAAAUUAAAUCAAUCCCUUUAACACUAUUGUUGUAUGAAUUUGACAAUAGGAAAAUCAACAUGGAAUGUGCAACCCAAAAAUGUUCCAAAUCAAACAUUAAACUUGUCAUCAUAGAGAAAAACACCACAAACCACAAAUCAACCUCGUUAAUUGUCACAAUACUAACAAAAUUUCAUGCAGGUUAUUUCAGAAUUAGUCUCUCACUUGGUGGCCAAGCAUUACUAUGGAAAACACUAAUAAUUGAACCAACAAAAGACACAAACACUUUAAGACACAUGUUUCACAUGCUACCUUCCUCUGUUUUCAUUGUACUAUGGUCUGUGUCUCUUUUCAUACUCACAUUACUCUCAAUUCUUUACCUCUUAAGAUGUUUAUAUUUCUUUAAGAUGGUAAAAUCUGAAUUCUUACAUCAUGUAGGAGUUAACUAUCUUUUCGCUCCAUCAAUUUCAUGGUUUCUAUUACUUCAAUCAGCACCAUUUAUAGCACCAAAAACAAUUACUUAUUUAAUUCUCUGGUGGUUAUUCGCGGUUCCGGUGGUUGUCCUUGAUGUUAAAAUCUACGGUCAGUGGUUUACUAAAGGGAAAAGAUUUUUAACAACGGUUGCGAAUCCAACAAGUCAGCUAACGGUUAUAGGAAAUUUAGUUGGAGCACACGCGGCGGCACGAAUGGAUUGGAAAGAAAGUGCUGUUUGUUUGUUUUCAUUAGGGAUGGUACAUUAUUUGGUGUUGUUUGUAACACUUUAUCAAAGGUUGUCUGGUGGUGAUCGUCUUCCUGUGUUGUUAAGGCCAGUUUUCUUCUUGUUCUUUGCAGCACCUGGUGUUGCUAGUUUGGCUUGGGAAUCUAUUGUUGGAGAUUUUGAUACCUUUUCCAAGAUGCUAUUCUUUUUGUCUCUAUUCCUCUUCAUAUCACUGGUUUGCAGGCCAGCCCUAUUCAAGAGAUCUAUGAGAAGGUUUAAUGUUGCAUGGUGGGCUUACUCAUUUCCAGUUACCGUGCUAGCUAUGGCUUCUACAAAUUAUGCACAACAAGUUAAAGGGACUGUUUCACACAUCAUAAUGCUCAUUUUCUUGGCACUUUCUGUUUUGGUCUCUUUUUCUCUCACGGUCUUCACUUUGAUUAACUCUAAGAUGCUUCUACCAGAUAACGAUCAUCCCACUGCAAGCUUGCUUAUUGUUUAAUUCUCUUAUUACCAUAUCCCUAAUCAAUGAUUAAAUACUUCAUUUAAUCUUGAUUCAAGUUGUUUAUUUAUUAUAAAGUUGAGGCAUGCUUUUGUACAAAAGAAAAAUAAUGUAAUGAAAUUAGUCAA
Trifolium pratense (red clover) is the source of this 1320-nucleotide messenger RNA. Its product is annotated as S-type anion channel SLAH4-like. Gene Ontology annotation, biological process: transmembrane transport; intracellular monoatomic ion homeostasis. The record is from RefSeq and is a predicted model, not a curated record. The coding region runs from base 77 to 1192 and encodes 371 amino acids. Lineage: Eukaryota; Viridiplantae; Streptophyta; Magnoliopsida; Fabales; Fabaceae. Gene Ontology annotation, molecular function: voltage-gated monoatomic anion channel activity. Gene Ontology annotation, cellular component: membrane. The transcript is spliced from 2 exons.